GAGGUUGGUACACCAUCAUCAGGAGAUCGAAAUCCUCGGCCGUGGCCGCCGGAGAGUACCGGAAGGAUCGCGAGGAGUGGAGCGGCGGCGCGAUCGCUUGCCUUCUCGAUGCGUACAUGGACAAGUUCACGCAGCUGAAUUGGGGAAAUCUGAGAGGCCGGGAUUGGGAGGAGGUGGCCGUGAUCAGGAGCCAGAUGUCUGAGGCAAACCAAGAGCGUCGAGCAGUGUAAGAACAAGGUCGAUAAUUUGAAGAAGAGGUACAAGCUCGAGAGGCACAGGAUGACCAAUUCUGGAAAUUCGCGGAGUCAUUGGCCUUGGUUCAAGAUAAUGGAGCAGAUCGUCGACAAUUCGCUUCCGGCGAAGGCCACCUCUGAUGAUGACAGAGGCAUUACUUCCUCCGGUGCCACGCCUCAGAAAUCAAAGAGAAAUGCAAGUGCAAUUACUAGUCCUGUAACUCAGAUAAAUAAGCAGCCGAAAAUUAGUCUUAAAUGGCGAAGAGUGGUGUUCAAAGUCAGUGGUGCUGCUCUAGCUGGCACUGCUGCUAACAACAUUGACCCAAAGAUAACAAUGCUAAUUGCGAGAGAAGUUGCAAUGGCCUGCCGCAGUGGGGUGGAGGUGGCAAUUGUUGUUGGCGGUCGCAACUUUGGCUGAUGGGUGUGGCGG
Rosa rugosa (rugosa rose) is the source of this 663-nucleotide messenger RNA. RefSeq names its product uridylate kinase PUMPKIN, chloroplastic-like. Gene Ontology annotation, molecular function: UMP kinase activity. The record is from RefSeq and is a predicted model, not a curated record. The coding region runs from base 280 to 651 and encodes 123 amino acids. NCBI's taxonomy places the organism in Eukaryota, Viridiplantae, Streptophyta, Magnoliopsida, Rosales, Rosaceae. The transcript has 4 exons. Gene Ontology annotation, biological process: UDP biosynthetic process.